GUAAAACGCAUAAGUCAUGAAUCUUAAUAGACACGUUUUGUGUGUCAACUUGUUACAAAAUAUCUCUAAAACACGCACUUAGUAUAAGUGAAACAUUAAUUAUAUAUUUAUUCUUUAGGCCGGUUUCAGUAAAUAAUUACGUAGUGUUCAGAACACUAAUUAUAGAAACUUCUAUAAAGAAUAAAAAUAUAAUUAGGGGUUUCAUUAAGUGCAUAUUUAGAGAUAGUGGUCAUGGAGUUGAUACACGUUUUGUGAUUCCUGACUGAUGAGUAUCACAACGCUCUGGUAUGAUAUGUUUAUUUUAAAUUUAGAUUGUAUAGUUUAGGUUAGUUAUCCACUUGAGGAGGACGAGAUCAAAUUACAGAUCUUGAAACAUAGUGUUACUGAUUUCUUGUAUAACUGAACGAUGGGAAAUGUCCGAAAAAUCAUAUUUCCUUCACAAUAAAUAAGUAUGACGAUUUUCAGCAGGUGUUUAAAUAUUUUAUUUUAAACAAGUGCCGUCGCCAAUCAGGGAAAUCUGAUAAAGUGUUCUAGUUUGUCCUGAUGCCGGUUCUAGUAAGAUAACAAUGUUUGCUACUUCACGAGACACUCGGCGCUCUGCAUUAUUUUGGAACCUUCAACAAGGAAAUCUUUGAAACCGGUUAUGUAUAUUCGUGCUGAUAGGAACCUUCACUGAUAAAAAGUCGGCAUGGAACGUGUUCACAAAAAGGGUGGGAGAUGCAGAUUACAUAACAGACGUCGCAGACCAAAAAGCAGUUUCAGGCAGUAUUAAAAAUAACAGUUGAUGAAUAAUGGCAGCUGAUAUAUUUAAAAGUGUCAAACAAGAUGAGUUUUCAAAGGUGCUCUGUGCGCUUGAGCGAGAUUGGCCCAAACAUUUCCUUUUACAUCAGAUAAUAACGACGUUUAGGGAAUACAAGGAAGCUGGUUCAACAUGGGAGCAAUACCUUUACGUUUAUGGAACCUUUGAAUCAGGGGUAUAUUUAAACAUUAUAUCAUCAAAGAUGUACAGUCAAGUAAAUGUCUAUACUGCAAGUUCUGACUUGACAGAAAUGAAGAAAGCUUUAAUGGAAACACAUAUAAUUCCUUGGGGUCAAGAAAACUUUCUUUUUGAAAUUAUAGACAGUAGAUUUCUCAGUGUGAUGCAAGAAGUAUUUGCAACAAAGCAUGUGAAGUUUGAAGUCUCUAGCAACAAUAUGUUUUUUUACCCUUCCGACAAGGAAUUACAUAUUCAACCACUUCCAGAAGAUGUUUACAUUGAUAAGUUGGAUGAAUCAUAUGCAGCUGAGAUGGACAAAAAUUGGCCUCACAGGAGACAAGGCUCAGAACUGGUUCACCAGCAAAACCUGCGGUAUAACUUCGGAUUGGGUAUUUUCAGAAGAAGUGAUAAGAAACUGUUAAGUUCAUCAUUAAGUGACUACUCGGGAGGUAUGUUUGUAUUGUACACUGACCACGAGUGUCGAAGGAAAGGGUACGCUGCGAUUGUGGUGCGACACAUGGUGCAAGAGUGCAGGAGGCGUGGCAGGAUACCCUUCUGCUUAGUCAUCAUCGGCAACAAGCCUUCUGAGCGUCUAUUCACAAAACUAGGCUUCGAGCGGUUCACUUUAGCCGAUUAUAUGGUUCCAUUAAACAAUGGACAGUAAUACCAAUGUGAUUAUUUUACCAAUACCGAAUUCCUGUAACACCUGUAAUACCAAUAUAGAUUCUUGUCAGACCUGAAUUAAGUAUGGAAAUUAGUUGCAAAUUAACUGUUUUGAGGUAGAUUACCCCAGUCUUCAAAGUGGUAAAAAUCCAAACUGUAUUGUAAAGUGUAAUUAAUGCUGCAAUUGUAAACUGAAGACAUGAUGUUUAAAAACAAAUAAUUCAUGGUUUUGUGCCUCCAUUUUCCCCAGGUUCUCGUUUGUGUAACAUAUAAUGAAGAAUUUUGUCCCAUUUAAAUAGAUCGGAUUAUUACAGUGAACCGACAAUUUUAAAACGUAAAUUUUGUAUUUAAAAAUGCAAGAUUUCUUUACAUUUCAUCUUGUUGCUAGAAGACGCCAUUCUAUGUUUUGAAAUUACAUAAACCAAAAAGGCGAUCAAGGUAAUAAUCCAUAAUGUGACUGAAUUUUUUUCCGGGGACAAUACGUAAUGGAUGUUAUAAAAAAGGUAAGAAUACCCACAUCAACAGGCUUUGCUGAGGUUGCAUGCAAAAUGUCAAAUGUACAACUAAUAUCAGAUAUGUAGUCAGAUAUAUAGACAGACAAUCAUAAAGAAGAGAAAUUGACACAAAAAUCAUGUUCAGCCAAAUUCCGUGGUGGACAUGCACCAUCAUAGAGCACAUUCUUGAGUAUUGUGUAGAAAUGAGAUUUCAUGCAAAAUUUUAAUUCUACGAAUGGAACCUUGCCACACAAUACAUUGAUUCAAAUUUAUGUUCACUAUAGCAAUGUUUACAUAAUAAAAGUUCUGGUUGUGAGCAAGGGAGGGUACUGCUGAAAUCAAAGAUUGUCACAGAAUUUUUAACAUUAACUUUCCGCUCUAUUAUGUUUUUGAUUUACUCAUAAACAUAAUAGUUUAUGAGUAAAUCAUUAUGUUAUGCUCAUUAUGUUUUAGUUUAUUUCAUAAAAUAAACAUGCCAUAUGCUCAGAUCACAUAUGAUUGUAUGUAGUUUCUUUACAAAUUUAUUUAUUCUUCUAUUUUCUCUCUGCCAUCAUAGUUACCCAUAAGACCAAUGUCAAAAUAUUCGCUAACACUCAGCCAAAUCCCAUAGAGUGACAUGCACCUUCAUCGAACUUGCUGUUGCUUCUAUACAAAUGAAGCUUGAUACAAAAUUUAAAGUCUGAAGGUCAUUCUGUUUUUGAGAUAUCAUGCAGACAAAUAGACGGACAGACUGGCAGAAAUAAAAUUUUCCCAGUGAUAGUCUUUGCUAAAGCUCAGCCAAUUAAUUAGUGAUAAUUUAUUUCUGUAAUAAUUUAAGUAUUAAUCAUCAUAAUAUUUUGUUAAAUAAAUCUGUGCAUUAUUAUCUUGUCAUGCAGAUGUAUGUAAUCAAAAUAUAUACGUACGUAAACAGUGAUUUAGACUAUAUAAAAUAUUUGUAUUUUGCUCUCUGUACAAUAAACAAUUUU
Homalodisca vitripennis (glassy-winged sharpshooter) is the source of this 3098-nucleotide messenger RNA. RefSeq lists its product as uncharacterized. NCBI's taxonomy places the organism in Eukaryota, Metazoa, Arthropoda, Insecta, Hemiptera, Cicadellidae. Gene Ontology annotation, molecular function: acyltransferase activity, transferring groups other than amino-acyl groups. The coding region runs from base 792 to 1640 and encodes 282 amino acids. The record is from RefSeq and is a predicted model, not a curated record. The transcript has 6 exons.